UCUGCUGCUGGACCUGAUCCUGGUCGGUUCUGUGAAGGCCGUGGUGCGUCGACGUCGCCCGGCUCAUAACCAGAUGGACAUGUUCGCCACGUUCUCUGUGGACCGCUACUCCUUCCCUUCUGGUCAUGCCACCCGCGCCGCCAUGUGUGGGCGCUUCCUGCUGGCUCACCUCGUGCUGGCCCCCCCUGUGAGGGUCCUGGUCGUACUGUGGGUGGGCCUGGUGGGGCUUAGCCGAGUGCUGCUGGGAAGACAUAAUGUUACCGAUGUUCUGUUUGGAUUCUGGAUGGGAUACUGCCAAUACAACCUGCUGGAGAUGCUGUGGCUCUCUCCUCAAGCUCUGCAGGGCCUCCUGGGACAGCUGGCCUAACUAUCAACCACAGCUGGCCUAACUAUCAACCACAGCUGGCCUAACUAUCAACCACAGGAAGAAGAACGAUGCUGGAAUAUUAAGAGUUCCUGUACCCGUUUUUAGACUGAAGCAAACUCCUUUGAUUAGAGAGAAGAGCUCAGUGUAACACCUUUUCUGACUGAUUCAUCAGGUUCUGAACCUCCAUCUGACCCCUAAUUUACACUAGAUGUGGCUGUGCUGCGUUGUGCUGCGCUGCGUUGUGCUGCGCUGCGCUGCGGUCCGACCUCCACAGCAAACACACACCCAUUCUAAUCAAUGAGAGUAUUGAUCUGUAUAAGUGGAUUGGACAUCACGUGACACAUCAUGCACCACACAGGUACCAUUCUAUGCAUUGAGUUUUGACUUGGGAACAUCCAUGAAUGGUGGUAAAAAGGGGAUGCAGCAGACACUCAUGCAAGGAAUAUCAAAAAUAGAUGCAAUAUUUUGCCAAAAAUUGUCAACACUACAACAACAAGAUCACAAGAUCAAAGUUAUCACAUUUUACAGGUCAUUAAAAUAUUUUUAUUUUAAAAAAUGUCGGAGAUGCAGAAAGUAGGUCAGUUAUGCAGCUUGAUUUUGACAACCUUAUGUUGGGUAAACCAAGGAAAAGACAAAUUUG
Messenger RNA from Austrofundulus limnaeus, 1007 nucleotides. RefSeq names its product presqualene diphosphate phosphatase. NCBI's taxonomy places the organism in Eukaryota, Metazoa, Chordata, Actinopteri, Cyprinodontiformes, Rivulidae. Gene Ontology annotation, molecular function: sphingosine-1-phosphate phosphatase activity. The record is from RefSeq and is a predicted model, not a curated record.